AAGCCAGCAGAAGUGUCAAAUAACGCGUGUAAACAAUAUAAAGUACAGUAUAUUUUCGAACGAUAAAUCAAGUUUACUUGUUCGUUGAAUCAAUAACUAAAUAAUUGUGCUCUUAGUGGUGAUGUGAAGAUUUUAGGCUUCAGUUCUAGUUUAAGAUUAGUACUUAUAUAGCGUGCCAGUGGUAAGCAGGUUAGCUUCAAUUAUUGCCUGUCUGAACAAAAAGGAAUAUCUCGAGCUUGAAAAAAGAUAAAAUAAUCGAAUCAUCAAAAUGCACGCCAGAGAUGAGAAAAAUUUAGACACUACUCUAGGCUCCGUGCAGCUCAGAAUCAAUGAAUUGAAAGAAGCAAUUUCUUCGAUGAUUUUUAAAAUUGAACACGAUGGCGAUUCAUUGAAUUGGCCAGGAUUACUCGAUAACUUUGCUCUGUUAUCAGGUCACUUGACUAGUGUUUCAAAAUCUCUCUCUGCCGAAAAGGUGCCACUGUUAAGAAAUUUCAGUGUACUUCCACUACUGAUAACUCCAGUAAGAGAUGAACUACUCGUGCAAAUGACUGAAGGUAGAAUAAGUACUUUUGCACAUGAUUUAGUACCUGAUUACUUAAGAACAAAACCAGAUCCAUUGGUGGAGCAGAAGAUUGCUUCUUAUGAACCCAAAACUGGAAAUCUUACAUAUGACACACAACAGAAGCAAGUCGCUCAGUUUGGUAAAAUAAUCAAUCACAUCCAUGAAAUAGCUGAUAAGGCGAAACAAGAGUGGGAAAGUGAAACCAGCUCAAGAACAUCACAACCUGCAACCAGCAGUACAGUAGAUACGCAUGUACUUGUAUACGCUAUCGGAAGUGGAAAAGGAUUGAAAUCAGAAAAUGUGCCAAUGGUUCAACCUGUUUUAAAUCAAGCCAACAAUAAUUUAAUGGGAAUGGGUAGGUCGCCCGCUGGUCAGCCGUCUGGAUCUGUACCAGGACAAAUGGUUGGGCAAAUGAAUAAGGCAGUAAGCGCAAUAAAAACAAACAUUAAAGCUGCUUCAACAAUGGCUCCUUAUGAUAGAAGAUAAUAGGGAAACAUGUGUAAAUAAUUUUUAUUUUACUUUAAGUUACGAGUUCAAGUAUACAAACAUAGUAAAAUAUAUAAUCUUAUUAAAUUUUGUUAUAAUUUUUAUAAAUUCAUAAUAAUUACUUUUUUUCUAAAAAAAAUGUCUUUAUUCAAGGCAGAAGAAUGAUAAUUUGUAGUCAUUUGUUGUAAAAAAAAA
Messenger RNA from Trichogramma pretiosum, 1243 nucleotides. RefSeq names its product mediator of RNA polymerase II transcription subunit 8 (gene MED8). Gene Ontology annotation, biological process: regulation of transcription by RNA polymerase II. The record is from RefSeq and is a predicted model, not a curated record. Bases 269 to 1048 code for a protein of 259 amino acids. Gene Ontology annotation, cellular component: core mediator complex; mediator complex. Lineage: Eukaryota; Metazoa; Arthropoda; Insecta; Hymenoptera; Trichogrammatidae. Gene Ontology annotation, molecular function: transcription coregulator activity; RNA polymerase II cis-regulatory region sequence-specific DNA binding. The transcript has a single exon.